GCUCUAGUAGAGGGGUGAAGAUCCUUCAUCUUUCAUCUCCCAGGUCUGACAGCAUCUGUUAUACGAAGCUUUCAGUUGAAUCGGAAGAAUCACCUGCCUAAAGACUGAGGCGUGUUUCACACCGGCACCUCCAAUAAAUCGCUCCUCUCUCUGGCGGAGGACGUGGGAUGUUUUUGAUGGGAAAGGGCUGCGUGUAAUGCGCAAGGGUCUCACCGUCUUACGUUCAGGCUGCAGUUCCCUUGGCCAACACUCUUAACAGGCGCUGUGCGAGCAGGAAGAGACGCCUGGAGAUUCAGGAAUGCUCAUUGCGGGCUAAUAACACAUCUUAAACAACUGGCCCACCUCAACUUCCAUAUCGGCACGAUUCCUCGCUCCCGUCGCGGACUCAAGCUCACUAAAGCAGAUCUGGCAGUAAAAAGAUCGCUGCUCAUAUAAAUUUGAAGAAGAACACUUGAAAAGCCAUCAUGAAUUUCCUGCUGAAGGCAGCAAUGGGAGGAGGCCCCCCUGAUGUAGGUAAAAUGAUGGGGGGAGAGGAGGAUAAAGACCCUGAAGCAGAAAAAGAGAAGGAAGAGGCGAGACAGGAAGCUCUCAGACAGGAGGAGGAGGAGAGGAAGGCCAAACACGCCAAGAUGGAAGCAGAGCGGGAAGCCUUAAGACAGGGCAUCAGAGACAAGUACGGCAUCAAGAAACGAGAGGAGGCAGAAGCCGAGGCACAGGCAGCCAUGGAGCAAGCCAGCGAAGGCAGUCUGACUCGUCCAAAGAAAGCGGUACCGUCUGGCUGUGGCGAUGACGAUGAAGAGGAAAACAUCAUGGACACGAUGAUGAAGUAUCUACCAGGCCCAUUGCAGGACAUGCUAAGGAAAUAAUAGAAUAAUCUCGAGCACAUGCAGCUUUAGAUAGUAUCAUGUGUACUGACUGUGGCCAGGAGAGAGCUUAACAGCAAAAUACGGUACACCUGACUACACCUUUCACCUUUCACACAUUUUGAUUUGUGAAGAGCUUUAGAUAUUAGUGACAGAUCAAUCAAGCCAGAAGGGUUAAUUAUCAGAAUAUAAGCCAUAUUUGAUCUUUAAAAUGCGGUUAUUUCUUAUCCAAUAUGUAAACAGCAAUAUAUAUGCAUGAAUUGUUCGUGUGUCUAUUCCACUGUUUUGUAUUGUUAGUCGAUAAUGUUUUCCACUUACAUCUAACAUUAAAUGUAAUGAAAAAAAGUACUGUUAACAUUGUUAAAGACAUUCUUGUCUUGCAUGUCUCCAUAGUGUAUGUGUGUUCAUUGACAUCCUGUUUUGAGAUUGUAAUCCGAUAAAGAAGGCAAUAACAUUCUCCCAUGCUGUAUAAGCUAACUGACAAAUAACUUUGUGCAUCUAUUGCAGUUAAUUCUGGUUAUCCUUGUCACACUUCUUGCAAUAUAGUAGUCAAUCUGCAACAUUUAAAGCCUCAAUUCAGUUUAAAAGUGUUGGAGAAAGAAAGAGAGAUGCAUUCACACACAUCUGUUACCAUGCUUUAAGACAGAUUCUGAAUUUAUGGAAGUUGCAAUUUUCCAUUUUAAGACUGAAACUCAGUUUCACAGGGAUGCGUUUUGGACUGUAAUUUCUCUGGUCUGGAGCCAUAGGGGUACAACAUUCUCAGCAAUAAUACCAUAUUCUGUUUGCUUGGCUUGCAGUUAAACAAGAAAUAAAAUUGUGUGUGAAUGGCUCUGAUGAUUUAAGAUAGAAUGAAAUGUGAUCUAUCUGUCUUUGGGUAUUUGAGAAUAUGGCACUGUAAUAAACCAGUCACACAUAUCUAGUA
Molecule: messenger RNA, 1785 nt
Organism: Myxocyprinus asiaticus (Chinese sucker)
Lineage: Eukaryota; Metazoa; Chordata; Actinopteri; Cypriniformes; Catostomidae
Product: complexin-1-like
Exons: 4
Coding region: 465-866 (133 amino acids)
Biological process (GO): synaptic vesicle exocytosis; neurotransmitter transport; regulation of neurotransmitter secretion
Cellular component (GO): terminal bouton; SNARE complex
Molecular function (GO): syntaxin binding
Source: RefSeq, a predicted model, not a curated record